Molecule: messenger RNA, 1296 nt
Organism: Trichomonas vaginalis G3
Lineage: Eukaryota; Parabasalia; Trichomonadida; Trichomonadidae
Exons: 1
Coding region: 1-1296 (431 amino acids)
Source: RefSeq, a predicted model, not a curated record
AUGGAAUCAUCAACUCUUGGAAAAGAGAUGGAUGAUCUUGACCGUCUCCUCGCCGAAGAUACUCAAAUAAAAGAAGCCAAAGAAGAGGCAAGAAAGGAAAAAAUUGAAACAAUACAAGAAGAACCAAAACAUAUAACUCCUCAAGAAGUGAAGAAAGAAGAAGAACCUAAACCACAAACAAAACCAGUAAAUAAACCUAAGAAACAACGAAAACCUCAAAUGAAAAUUUCAUUACAAGACCUUCCUCUUGAUAAUUUACCAAAUCUUGUAAUUCCAACUCCAAAUAUAUCUCCAAUUCCUACAGCAACACAACCACCGCCUCAAUCAGCUUUUCAACAAUCUAUAAUAACUAAUUUCGAAGAAAGAAUCCUAAAAUAUUUAGAUAAUUCUUUGAAAUCAUUAUCUCUCGAUUUGACAACGCAACUGAACAAUUUUUUUCAGAAAUCAGACGAUAUCGAACCUAUAAUAUCAACAUUUCGAAAAGGACUAAUGUCAGACAUACAAAGAGAACUUCAAAUUAAAGUAAAUUCUAUUUCACCGCCAAUGAUACCAUUUAACGUUGGUAUUGAGUUACCACAUCAACAGACAACAUAUUCUUCAAUGCAAGAUACGAUUAUGCUUUUUAAAGCUCAAAAUUCUUCGAUGCAAAUGAUGAUGAAUUCUACAAUCAACGAUUACAAGAAAGCUGUUCAUGAUAGGAACAAAGUCCUUAAGAAAACAAUGGUCAUGCGACAAGAAAUGAAGAAAUUAAAGAGUGAAACUUGGAAAAAAUCUGCAAAAGCGGAAUUUCAAUUACUUAUUAUAAAAAAUAAAUUAGAAUCGAUUAAAAAUAGAUCAGAAAGCCUUCGCCACAAAAAUAUGGAAUCUGAAUCUCUCGAUAUUUCAAUUCAACCUGAGAUUUCAACUGAUGAUUUUAUUUACGAACUCAAUUCCUUCUUACCAGAGCUGAACAGAAUCACCACCGAGCCAUCAGACACUUUUGAUAAGGUUGGCCAACUUGUUGAUGAUGAAAUUCAAGAUAUUCAUAAAAGAAGAUUCACAAUUGAGAGCACAACACAAGAUUUAUGUACUGCAUUCAAUGAUUAUAUAUCUAGAUUGACUCCUGAUUAUCAGCCAACGCUAACUGAAUUUACAGUUGAAGAUUUAUCUCGACAAAUUCGAAGUCGACUAAAUAAUAUUGACCCAAAUUCAUCGACAAUGCAAUCUCCAAAGAAGAAAAGCUACAGAUCUGCAUAUCAAACCGGAAUACCACAAGAUAAGUUUACUUUACCUUUAGCUUCUUAUUUAUAUAAAUAA